CAGUUCUCUGUUAUCAUCAUCACCAGCAGCAUGGGCAUGGGCAUGGGCCACUACAGGCUGUCGUUUCUCAUCGUCUUGUUCGUGGGAUUACUCCAGCAUCCGAGUGCCGCCCAGACGAGGAGCUGUGCCAGGACUUGCAAUUUAUAUUUUCGCUGCUCGCCCUACUACAAAGAGCUGGUGUGGGCGGUUGUGGAUGGCGUUUGUCGCGUCUACCAGAACGGCUGCAUCUUUGGCAGCGAAAACUGCACGAGGGUCAAUCAAGGCCAGUCACCCUUGAGUGCCACCUCGCCGGAGAAGUGUAAGGAGUUUUGCCCCAGGCGUUGUCCGAGCGUUGGUCCAGAAGUCUGCGGCUGGUUUCCGUACAUCAAUAGCAACGGGGUGAACAGUGAUCGCUCUCUGGCCUUCCCCAACCGUUGUCUGUUGGAGCAAUAUGCCUGCCGGAAUAAUAUAGGUCGGUAG
This is a messenger RNA of Drosophila obscura, 459 nucleotides long. RefSeq names its product salivary glue protein Sgs-5-like. Gene Ontology annotation, molecular function: protein binding. The transcript has 2 exons. The coding region runs from base 31 to 459 and encodes 142 amino acids. NCBI's taxonomy places the organism in Eukaryota, Metazoa, Arthropoda, Insecta, Diptera, Drosophilidae. The record is from RefSeq and is a predicted model, not a curated record.